This is a messenger RNA of Cotesia glomerata, 1496 nucleotides long. It is a transcript of the gene Idh3b, whose product is annotated as isocitrate dehydrogenase [NAD] subunit beta, mitochondrial. Gene Ontology annotation, cellular component: mitochondrion. The transcript has 6 exons. Bases 107 to 1231 code for a protein of 374 amino acids. Gene Ontology annotation, biological process: isocitrate metabolic process; tricarboxylic acid cycle. The record is from RefSeq and is a predicted model, not a curated record. Lineage: Eukaryota; Metazoa; Arthropoda; Insecta; Hymenoptera; Braconidae. Gene Ontology annotation, molecular function: magnesium ion binding; oxidoreductase activity, acting on the CH-OH group of donors, NAD or NADP as acceptor; NAD binding.
GUAUUAUAAUUUUACACCAAUUCUUGAGGCUUCUCCUCUGUCCUGUGCUCUUCACUGGCUAAAAUUUACUCCAAAAAAAAUCCAGGGCUCAAUAUUUAUCUAAAAAAUGGCUUUAUUGAUGAGAAAUGUUUGCAAAGUAUUGUCAAAGACAGCCCAAAAUGGUGCAGUCCGGAGUUUCAGUGCCAGCAAAGUGCACCACCAGGAAUCACUGGUUGAACAAGAAGGUAAAACCAAGUGUACAUUGAUACCCGGUGAUGGUGUUGGUCCUGAAUUAGUAUUAUCAGUUCAGCAAGUAUUUAAAGCUGCCAAUGUUCCAGUUGAAUUUGAGCCUUACUUUUUGUCAGAAGUAAAUCCUACUUUAAGUGCUCCUCUUGAACAAGUUUCAAACAGUAUUGCGAGGAAUAGAGUAUGUUUGAAGGGAAUCCUAGCAACACCAGACCAUUCGCAUACUGGUGAACUGCAAACCCUGAACAUGAAGCUGAGAAACAAGCUAGACUUGUACUCAAACGUAGUUCACGUAAAAUCGCUGCCAGGAGUAAACUCCCGUCACAAGAACGUCGACUGUGUGAUAAUCCGAGAGCAGUCUGAGGGAGAGUACUCAGCUUUGGAGCACGAGUGCGUAAAAGGCGUCGUCGAGUGCUUGAAAAUAGUAACAGCUACCAAGUCCCAGAGAAUUGCCAAGUUCGCGUUUGAUUACGCUGUAAAAAAUAACCGCAAGAAGGUUACUUGUGUCCACAAAGCCAAUAUCAUGAAACUUGGUGAUGGAUUGUUUUUGAAAUCUUGUCAGGAAAUCGCCAAGUUAUACCCCAAAAUUGAAUUCGAAACAAUGAUUGUUGAUAAUUGCACCAUGCAAAUGGUAUCAAACCCUCAUCAAUUUGAUGUUAUGGUAACUCCUAAUUUGUAUGGUAAUAUUGUUGAUAAUAUUGCAUCUGGAUUAGUUGGAGGUGCUGGAGUUGUUGCUGGUGCAAGUUAUAGUGCUGAAUGCGUCGUUUUUGAACCAGGUGCGAGACACACAUACUCCGAAGCAGUUGGUAAAAACGUCGCCAAUCCAACAGCCCUGAUUUUAUGCGGUGUCAAAUUAUUAAACCACAUCAACUUGAAGCGUUACGCAGUGCAAAUCCGCGAGGCUCUUAACCGCGUGUUAAACGAGGGUAAAGUACGCACGAAGGACUUGGGAGGACAAAAUUCAACCACGGACUUCACUCAAGCUGUCAUCAGCGCUCUUCGUUAAAUUGAAGUCACUAGUUACUUGUUGUUAAUAAUUAUAAUUAUAAAAUAUUUAUUUGACCGGAUAAAAGCUUGUGGAAAUUCAAGCGUAGGAGGCAAUAGACUCUUGCAAGCAUAAUUAACUAAAAUAAAAUAGAUUUAUUGACAAAUUUAAAAUAGGUUAUCAGAAAAUUUAUUUAUGUGUCUCGACUUACCAUUUUGUGUGAUGUGUUAUGAGAAAUGUAAUUUUAUCAUUAAGUAAUAAAUUCGGUGAAAAAAAAUUAAAAAAA